This is a messenger RNA of Aureobasidium uvarum, 1359 nucleotides long. Lineage: Eukaryota; Fungi; Ascomycota; Dothideomycetes; Dothideales; Saccotheciaceae. The record is from the annotation of a GenBank genome assembly.
AUGGCCAAUCUCAUAUUUCCUACUCGAUACCAAAAGACCAAUGAUGGCUGGGUCCGUGAGGCCGACGAUCAACAAAUCACCAGCAUCCUCCACAAGCAUGUGCUCGACACAAAAGAUAAGUUCAUCAUCAGCUCGUUUGACGCCAACGCCAUGGAGCUGAGGAUCACGGUCGGGGUGAAGAAGGACAUUUGCACCUGGGAAGAGACUCCUGAUCCUAACGCCUUCCACUUCGAAUUUGUGCCGCAAUGUCAAGGUCGUCAGCGUACUCUACCCACUCGCUUCCACGAAGAACAAGUUCAAGUCUGCCUGGACAACAAGUGGAUACUUAUGGUUGAUUAUCUCGAGGAAGAGUCCAAGAAGGAUGAGACCAAUCCCAACUACGUUACUCUCCUUUGUCCCGAGAACAGAACAAAGUUGGUUCUCAAGGCCCAGCAGAAAUGGUGGGAUGCAAACAAGAAGUCCUUUCCUCUUCUCGAUUUGCCCAGCGAAUUGAGAAACGAAAUCUACCGUCAUGCUGCUCCUCAGGACGCCAUCGAACCCUACGCUCGACACUGUAUGCGCGGCAGAGACAUGCCACACAUCAACGAUCGCAACAACAUGGUCUCGAAUCUGCUGAGAUGCAACAAGGUUGUCGCUGAGGAGAUGCGCGCUUACAUGUUCAGAUGCCUUCCCCUACUCAUCAACCAUGAACGACUGCUCAGCAAGACUCUGCGCCGGAAUCUUCAUUUUCCUCGAAAACUGCUCACCCACCUCACCUUGGCCUUCCCUACCCACCGAGAUAUCAUCAACAUUUUUGGUCUCAACGCUAGAAACAUCAACACCGAUGAGGAAAUCACCAUAGAAGGCAAGGAAUACACAGCUCUGUCUCUAUGCCGUGACCAAUUGCCUUUCAUCAAGAAGCUGGAGAUUAUCAUUCCAUCUCGUGAGGUGCUCGACAAGACGUACGUGAACCACUGCCAUACCGACGCAACCACGAUGCUACUCGAAAUCAUGUGGCCCUACAUCGAAGGACACCCUGUUGUCCUUGGCGGUAUGGUCAAGAAGUGGCAGAAGAAGCUAUGGAGAAAAAAGUUCGCCCAGGCUCACAAGGAGUACGAAGAGAGUCUGACUGAUACUGAAGAUGGCGGCGUUCAAAUCACCCAGGAGGAUCGUGAUAGAUUCGAUGGCAAGGCAGAACACAACGACUAUGACGAGGACGGAAACUGCUGCGACUGCGCCAAAUCUUGCUGCUUGCUUCACUACGAGGAGCCUGAAGGCGAGUACGAGUACGAAAUCCCAUUCCUUUGCCAGUGCGACCCACCUUGCCUGUACAGCGAGUGGACUGACGAAGACCGCAUCAGAGACAAGGAUGAGGAUUGA